ACUGUAUUUGUAACGUAUGAAAAAACAUAAACAUUCCGGCGAAGUUUGACAAGGAAUGCAAUUCAAUUUGCAUUCAUUUUGGUAACUUAAAAAAUGCCGUGAAUGAUUUAAAAAUGGAGAAUCAAAUUAUACCUCUGAGUUCAGCGGUAUCAACCAGUGUGUUCAUUUUGACAUUUUUGCUAGUCGGAGUGCCACUUUGGUGGAAAACAACUGAAGUCUAUCGAUGUGAUGUUCCACAUCAUGAAUGCCAGCAACUUCUGGAUGAACCAAUAAUUCAUACAAUACCUGUCAAGCUCAUGCUUGCUGAUCAAAACAUUCAACAAGGUGUUUUAUGGGAAGAACUUUUACAUUCAUCUAAAGAAUUUGAAAAAGCAUUUGAUCAACCAAUUAUAAAAUUUCAUUGGACAAUGAGCAUUAUUACGAAUGGAGAAAAAAAGUUACUUAACCAGUAUACUAAAAUUUCUGAUUUAGAUGCUGUAUUAAACCGUCUUGAAGAAGAUGAUGGAUCAAAUAAUCUUUUAAGAUCUUAUGAUGAAUUAAAAAUUCUUGUUCUGCCUCAGAAUUAUUCAAAAGGACCUAAAUUCUGCCUAGGAGUUGAGAGAUAUGGAUAUGUUUUGAAUACAGAUUCAGAAGUAGAACAUCUUGUCCACAACAUUCUAUCUCUUGUUAAGAAAAUGACUCAAGUCGAAAGAUUAAGAAAGCUUUAUACCCCGCCUUCAUCCAACAGUCAAGACAUGAAGCCAGACAAAGACCGUAUGAGAUCACUAAAAUCAUCCGUUUCAUUUGACAUCACAUUUAGCUUGAUUGUGCCUGAGCCUCAAAUUCUAGAUGUACACUGGAAUAUUCAAAACGCAAUCGAUGCAUAUAUGAAGCAGUAUCUAGAAGAGCUGAAAAUUAUGUUAAAAAUCAACAUCAAAAGUCAGAUUUUGUACAUGACAUCAUUGCCUCUGCCCACUCAGUUACCCAUGAGUGACGACGGAAAAGAGUUUAUUUUGAAUUCAGACCUUUUACCAUCCAUUAUUAAUCCAAUUGAAGCAAGAUUAGGCACUGAAACAUCAGUACAUUCAAACUUGAAUUUUGUGAUAUACAUACCAACAGAAAAACAAAUGCCUCUUCAAAUUUAUGAUCCUAAUGGGAAACCAUUGAAAUCCAAUGCUUUCUUAUUGCCCCAGUGGGGUGGAUUUCUCAUUUAUAACUGUUUAGUGCCUGAAAAUACAUCACUGCCAUAUGAAGUGCAUCUCAACCAGAAAGCUUUCAUGGAAGUUUUCCUUGCCCAGUUUCGUUUACUACUGGGUUUACCUGAUAUUAGUGAUUUAGUGGAUGAUACAUGCCAAAUGUUGCCUAGUUUGACGUUUCGUAAAUGGGAGAUAGACUUUCUGCUGCGCAAGAAUACCCAAGAGCAUUUGACAGCUGCAGCAUUGUCGCUUUCUUCUCUGAGUAAAUUAUUGCAGACAAUUGGAAACAUUGUUAUAAAAGAUGAAGUUGGAGAAAAGAUAUAUUUUGCUUUGGCAUCCAGUAAAGACAGUUUUAAUUACCUAUCUGAAGGUUUUUUGAAAGAGGGAUUUUUGAAAGCUAAAACCGCAUUCAUAUCAUCAGAUGAAGCAUUUUUUGAUCCUUCUCUACUUGCUCUCUUGUAUUUUCCUGAAGACCAAAAGUAUGCCAUUUACAUUCCAUUGUUCCUGCCAAUUAGCAUACCAGUGGCAUCUUCUGUUUUUCGACUUUGGAAAUUUUAUAAAAAUUAUAAAGGAAAGCAAAAGACAGAUUGAAAUGUAUUUUAAACUUAAAUAUUAUGUAAUGCAAACUUAUGAUAAAGAUUAUUCAUAUGCAGUA
This is a messenger RNA of Uloborus diversus, 1830 nucleotides long. RefSeq names its product GPI transamidase component PIG-S-like (gene PIG-S). The record is from RefSeq and is a predicted model, not a curated record. Lineage: Eukaryota; Metazoa; Arthropoda; Arachnida; Araneae; Uloboridae. Bases 114 to 1766 code for a protein of 550 amino acids. The transcript has 15 exons. Gene Ontology annotation, biological process: attachment of GPI anchor to protein. Gene Ontology annotation, cellular component: GPI-anchor transamidase complex.